AUGCAAUCCUUGCAACUCAAGUUUCCUGAAGUGUUCCAGACCUCGCUCGGAUGCUGCACAAAAGCACAGGCAAUCCUCUACCGGAAGCCAGAUUCUCGUCCUGCGUAUUGCCCUAAGAGACCGGUUGCCUACGCUGCACUUCCGAAGGUUGGUGCUGAGCUCCAAAGGCUUCAAGACAACGGCAUCAUUUCACCAGUCAAGUUCUCCGAUUGGGCUGCUCCCAUAGUUGUGGUUCGCAAGUCCGAUGUCUCCGUACGCAUUUGUCGUGGCUACUCUACAGGUCUCAACGAUGCCCUAGAGUCGGAUCGCCAUCCACUGCCACAUCCAGACGACAUCUACUCCGAACUAGCCGGAUGCCGUUUCUUCUCCAACAUCGAUGCCUACCUGCAGGUCGAGGUUGAAGAAGCAUCUCGAAAGCUGCUCACUAUAAACACUCAUAAAGGACUGUUCCAGUACAAUCGAUUGCCACCAGGAUUCAAAUCUGCGCCUGGAGCGUUCCAGAAGAUCAUUGACAGUAUGGUUGCUGGAAUUCCAGGUGUCAAGCCAUACCUGGACGACCUCUUGAUCGCUGGAAAAACUCAACAGGAUCAUGAUCGCAGGCUGAACGCUGUGCUUCACCGGAUUCGUGAGUAUGGCUUUCACUUACGCUUCGAGAAGUGCCGGGUCUCUCUUCCGCAGAUCAAGUUUCUGGGUCACAUAAUCGAUAAAGAUGGUCUCCGCCCAGAUCCUGCUAAAACCAACGCUAUCUCCGAGAUGCCACCACCGAUGAAUGUAUCGCAACUACGCUCGUACCUUGGUGCGAUCAAAUAUUACGGACGAUUCGUUGGCCAGAUGAAGGAACUUCAAGCGCCGCUUGACCGUCUACUAAAGAAGGAUGCUCCUUGGAAAUGGACCGCAGAAGAAAACUAUGGUCAAAUUGAAAAGGAAGCGGUCGCGUUAGUAUUUGCUGUCACUCGGUUUCACAAGAUGAUAUUCGGACGAAAAUUCGUGCUGCAGACCGACUAA
Molecule: messenger RNA, 1005 nt
Organism: Ochlerotatus camptorhynchus
Lineage: Eukaryota; Metazoa; Arthropoda; Insecta; Diptera; Culicidae
Exons: 1
Coding region: 1-1005 (334 amino acids)
Source: RefSeq, a predicted model, not a curated record